Synchiropus splendidus (mandarinfish) is the source of this 6439-nucleotide messenger RNA. RefSeq names its product zinc finger, SWIM-type containing 6 (gene zswim6). The transcript is spliced from 14 exons. Gene Ontology annotation, cellular component: Cul2-RING ubiquitin ligase complex. Gene Ontology annotation, molecular function: zinc ion binding. NCBI's taxonomy places the organism in Eukaryota, Metazoa, Chordata, Actinopteri, Syngnathiformes, Callionymidae. The record is from RefSeq and is a predicted model, not a curated record. Bases 350 to 3751 code for a protein of 1133 amino acids.
GCCGCCUUUAAACUCAAAUAAGAAGGAAACUUCAAAGAGGUUUGGCCCCCGGGCUCCGCCCUCGCGCACCCGGACAGCUUCACAAAGGAUUUGCCGACGUCCGGGAAUUCCGCCUCCAGUUCCUUUUAUAGCGACACUCGUGCGCUGGCGGCGCUCCAGAGCCCCGCCUCUCUUGGUUACUUUGACAACACAAAGGACUUCACGGAACUCGCAAGCGCCGCCCCCUUUCCAAAUAAGGCAAGGCUGCCCAUGUAGGGCAAACAAUCGGUGCGCGAUUGCCCUUUUCUCUUCCUUAUCCCGUUUAUAUGAUCGGAGAGGAACUGCGCUGCAGGUUGGAAGCAGUGCGAUCAUGGCCGAGCGAGUCCAGCAGCCUCCAGCCAAGCGGCUCUGCUGUCGGCCCGGCUACAACCCGGCAUGCAGGCAGGGGCAGCGGGCUGGAGGAGUCCUGUGUGGCGGCGCGGGGUCCGCUCCAGGAUCGUCGGGGAACGGGAAAACGCACAACCCCGAGUCGCUACUCGACAUCGCGGCUCGAAGAGUCGCGGAAAAGUGGCCGUUCCAGCGGGUGGAGGAGCGGUUCGAAAGGAUCCCGGAACCCGUCCAGCGGAGGAUCGUAUACUGGUCAUUCCCGAGAAGCGAGAAGGAGAUCUGUAUGUACUCGUCGUUCAACGCCGGAGCCGAGGAAAGUGGAUCUAGCGGGGACAAUAAUGACGAGACCCAGCUGCCGUUCCUCCGGGGUGUCACUCUGUUGGAGGGUGGCUGGGUGGACAACGUUUUACAAGUCGGUUUCCAUUUAAGCGGCACAGUGACGGACCCGGCCACCCCCUCGUCCCCUGAACUCGUCUGCAGCGUGAGCGUCAGCUUCGACCGCUGCAAGAUCACGGCGGUAACGUGCACCUGCGGCAACAAAGACAUCUUCUACUGCGCCCACGUGGUGGCGCUGUCACUUUACCGAGUACGCAAGCCGGAGCAGGUCAAGCUCCACCUGCCCAUCUCGGAAACGCUCUUCCAGAUGAGCAGAGACCAGCUGCAGAAAUUCGUCCAGUAUUUGAUCUCGGUCCACCACACUGAAGUACUGCCCACCGCGCAGAAGUUGGCGGACGAGAUUCUGUCGCAGAACUCUGAGAUCAACCAGGUUCACGGGGCGCCGGACCCCACGGCAGGAGCCAGUGUGGACGAUGAAAACUGUUGGCAUCUGGACGAGGAGCAGGUCCAGGAGCAGGUCAAGCUGUUCCUGUCCCAGGGAGGAUACCACGGCUCGGGCAAGCAGCUCAACCUGCUCUUCAGCAAGGUGCGGGAGAUGCUGAAGAUGCGUGACUCCAACGGAGCGAGAAUGUUAACACUGAUCACAGAGCAGUUCAUGGCAGACCCACGACUGGCACUGUGGAGACAGCAAGGCACCACCAUGACCGACAAGUACAGACAGCUCUGGGACGAGCUUGGUGCCCUGUGGAUGUGCAUCGUACUGAACCCCCAUUGCAAGGCUGAGCAGAAGUCAUCAUGGCUGCGCCAGCUGCGCAGAUGGAACAGUGUGGACGUCUGCCCCUGGGAGGAUGGAAACCACGGCAACGAGCUGCCCAACCUCACCCACUCACUGCCUCAGGGCGCCCACGGAAACCAAGAGAUGCGACCCCACAGGACUGUGUUCACGCGAGCCAUCGAGGCCUGCGACCUGCACUGGCAGGACCGGCACCUUCAGCACAUUAUCGCCAGUGACCUUUAUGCCAACUACUGUUACCAUGAUAACCAGGAGGGAUCCCUCUUCGACUCACGCGGCUGGCCCCUGUGGCACGAACAUGUUCCCACGGCAUGUGCGAGGGUGGACGCCCUGCGUUCACACGGUUACCCCAGAGAAGCUCUUCGACUGGCUAUCGCGGUGGUAAACACAUUACGGCGGCAACAGCAGAGGCAACUUGAGCACUUCCGACGGCACAAGAAAGAGUUGCUCCAUAAAGGCCACACCUCUAUUACGAACAUGGAGGGCUGGGUGGGACAUCCACUGGACCCCAUCGGAACACUGUUCAGCACCCUGACAGAGUCGGGGCGAGGCGGUGACGAGGGUUUGAACACCUGCUUAGACCUCUCAGACUGCUCCAGCGUAGUGAGUCGCUCUGACCUCCAGCGGAUGCCGGUGCAGCGAUUGCUAGGAGACGGGGAAUCGUACGUGGCGCUGGCGGUGGAGACGGCUCUGAUCGGUUUGGGCCAGCAGCGGGUGAUGCCCGACGGGUUGUACGCUCAAGAGAAGGUGUGUCGCAACGAGGAGCAGCUACUGGCCAAGCUGCAAGAAGUGGAACUGGACGACACCCUGGUCAAAAUCUUCCGAAAACAAGCCGUCUUCCUACUGGAGGCUGGUCCCUACUCUGGUCUGGGGGAGAUCGUCCACAGGGAGAGUGUUCCCAUGCACACCUUCGCCCGCUAUCUCUUCACCUCGCUCCUACCUCAUGACGCUGAACUGGCGUACAAAAUUGCACUGAGAGCCAUGCGGUUGCCGGUGUUGGAGUCGACGGCCUCGUCUGGUGACCUGUCACGACCUCACCACAUCGUGUCUGUGGUACCCAACCGCUACCCGCGCUGGUUCACUCUGAGUCACAUCGAGUCUCAGCAGUGCGAACUGGCCUCCACCAUGCUGACGGCAGCCAAAGGCGACAGCCGCAGGUUGGAGACCGUGCUGGAGUCCAUCCAGAAGAACAUUCACUCGUCGUCUCACAUCUUCAAACUGGCACAGGAUGCGUUCAAGAUCGCCACGCUGAUGGACAGCCUGCCUGACAUCACACUUCUCAAAGUGUCUCUGGAGCUGGGACUGCAGGUGAUGAGAAUAACUCUGUCCACGUUAAACUGGAGGAGGAGAGAGAUGGUGCGCUGGUUAGUCACAUGUGCCACUGAAGUCGGAGUGUACGCGCUGGACAGCAUCAUGCAGAGCUGGUUCACCCUCUUCACCCCCACGGAAGCCACCAGUAUCGUGGCCACCACCGUCAUGUCCAACAGCACUAUCGUCCGCCUGCACCUGGACUGCCACCAGCAGGAGAACCUGGCAUCAUCCGCCCGCACCCUCGCCCUGCAAUGCGCCAUGAAGGACCCCCAGAACUGCGCCCUCUCCGCUCUCACCCUCUGUGAAAAGGACCACAUUGCCUUCGAGACAGCUUACCAGAUUGUGCUGGACGCAGCGGCGACGGGGAUGAGCUACACGCAGCUGUUCACCAUCGCCCGCUACAUGGAGCACCGCGGCUACCCCAUGAGAGCCUACAAGCUGGCCACGCUAGCCAUGGCUCACCUGAAUCUCAGUUACAACCAGGACACGCACCCGGCCAUCAACGACGUGCUGUGGGCCUGCGCGCUCAGCCACUCCCUGGGGAAGAACGAGCUGGCCGCCGUCAUCCCCCUGGUGGUGAAGAGCGUCAAGUGUGCCACCGUGCUGUCUGACAUUUUGCGGCGGUGCACGUUGACCACGCCGGGCAUGGUGUCGGCGCUGCACAGCCGCAGGAACUCGGGGAAGCUGAUGUCGCUGGACAAAGCGCCGCUCAGGCAGCUGCUGGACGCAACCAUCGGGGCCUACAUCAACACCACGCACUCUCGGCUCACGCACAUCAGCCCGCGCCACUACAGCGAGUUCAUCGAGUUCCUGGGCAAAGCCCGGGAGACGUUCAUGAUGGCUCACGACGGACACAUUCAGUUCACGCAGUUCAUAGACAACCUGAAACAGAUCUACAAGGGCAAAAAGAAACUAAUGAUGCUGGUGAGGGAGCGCUUCGGCUGAACGUGGGGGGAGGGGGCGCCCUAAAAAGCCACGCUCCCUACUCUAGUGCUUUUUCUAUUAACUUGAGUCUGCCUUUUGAACUUCUUUUGGACUAAUAGACAAGUAAAAAGAGGGAUGUGACUUGUAGAAUGAAGCGAAAAAGAGAAAAGAAAAAACCCACAGAGCCACAUGCGGUAUUAUUGUUCUUGCUGUUGUUAUUGUUAUAAACAUUAUUACUAUUAUUAUUAAUAUUAUUACUACUAUGUGUACAGAAGUGUUUUUAUUUUUCAGAAGAGAGGAAAUUUGUCACGUUGUGAAUGUUUGUGUAUUUCUCUACAUGUGUGUGAAAGGUAAAUGAAAAAGUGAAAUGGCUUUUUUUAUAUUUUGUUUUCUUAUGAUUCUUAUGAUUUUGUCAUUUUGCCCCCCCUUUUUUUUUUUACACUGAGUUGUAUGUCGUGGCUGAAGCCCUCCAGUUUUUGACCAUCCAUUGAUCAAUUCAGAACCAGAAUAUGGCGGCGUGAAACAAAUAGAAAGCUGACGGUUGUUCUUUUUUUGGGCUUUUGUUUUGUAUAUGUUUUUUUUAAUCAAAAACAGUUUAGGGUCCACUACUCGAUAUCGUAUGUGUUUAUUUUAACCAAAGGAAAGUGGACUUCUUGAGUGCGCUGCAUUCAAAGAGACAAUUUUGAAUCAGAAAGUGUUUAAUAGCAAUGGUUUUUAUCUUUUCUUUUAAAUACUGAAACACUUUUUUUCUUAUUUUAGCUAAGCGACUGCGAUGGAAAAGUGAAUCUAAAAAUGAAUCUAAUAAUAUAUGUAACGUAAUAUAUCUAACAGAAAAACAUAUAUAUACAACGUGAACGAAACACCAAUUCGAUGAUGAAAACAUACAAAUGUAGUCACCGAAGAUGACGGAAAAAACGUGUUGAAAAUUAAAUAUAAUCAAAUAAAUACUGUGAUAGGGAAAAACAUAAACAAAAUGUCCUUAAAUGCGACACCCUUAACUUCCAAAUACGUGAUUCUUCUGUCCCUUUGAAUGCAGCAUUUGUACUUUCAAGGCACCAAGAAGUCCUUGUUUUCUUUUUUUCCACAAACGGAUCAGCUCAUUAUUUGCUUCAUGGCCGAUUGUGAAGAACUUUGGUUCUCAAUUGAAUUGAAGGAAUGAUGCACCGACAUCUUGGACAAACACGCUCAUUGACAACGACAACGAAAAUAGCGUCUCAGCAUCCUCAAAGAGAAACUAAAGGCUUUAAACCUCACAGAGCACCUCCCCUUCCGGUCCAGGCCUCCCGCCCCCCACCUCCCCCUCCGGCCCGCACAGCCCGGCUCGGGUCAGCACUGACAGAAAAGCCGCGAGCAGCCGAUCUCCACGCAGCACUUGAGCAAGCAUUAGUUCUCUCUGGGUUACGGGAAGUAGCUGACCGCAGCAAUGCUCUGAGCGAAAUAUUGUAUUAUGACCCUUAUUCCUAAAUCGGACACCCAGAGGGAGACCACUACCUCAUGUAUUCAACAUGAUCCGGACUACCGUGAGCACCCGUGAUGGCCGGCAGUAUUAAUGACUCGGCACAUUCACUCCCAUUCAGACGGUACUUAAAUCCCACAAUCUUCGCAUCAUCCCUGAACAGGCCAGUGUCAUUUCCCUCUGUGCAUGUGAACCAUAGAAAUUAGACUUUUCUACUGUUAUAUAUGUGGAACCUUCAGUAAUUGUCAACCAGAACGUUCUCAGGGAUUUCUCUCCACAAGAAAAAAAGACAAAACAAGGCAGAACAAACGAACGACGAGAAGGAAAAGAAAAGAUCGAGGACACAACAUGCAUUUAUUGUACUCUGUAUAUAUGCCAUAGUAUAUGUCUGAAUAUGGAGGAUCUGAAAGUAUAUGUUAACUAAUUUAUACAGAGUAUUCUAUGUAAUGUGAAAUACUUGAAGCCGCUGUAGUCCGCUCUCUCUCGCUCUCUUUUCUUCUUUCUUUCUUCACAUUGGAAACAUAUCAGAUGACUCUUUCUGUUUGACAUAUUUGAGACGCUGGAUCCCAUCCGAGUCUAAAACAGUUCCAGCUCCACAGUGUCUCCUCUGUAGUGACCUUUGCCUUGUUUGAUACGUGAUAUAUAUGUAUAUAUAUGUAUAUAUAUAUAUAUACAUAUAUAUAUACAUGUUUCUGAUUUACUUUCUGUGCGACUUUCGUUUGUUUGUUAAAGAUGAAAGCAGCCUUUUUCCUCUUGCCUUGUCUUAACGCUUUAAAGUAACCAAACAGGAGAUCUGUCUAACAACCAAACGCGUUCUAAGAGGUGAGAGACGACCCACCUUGGUCCCAGCUUUAGUGUCCUUAAUUAGUAAGUGAAUGGCUGUGUAACUCAUGCUUUAACCACAAGCAACAAUUCCUCACGUGUGUUUGGUGGAAAUACUAUGUUGUCCAGUGUCUCAUGUUCUCUUCAGAUACAAUUUCCUCUGAGUCUUUUUAGCUGUUUGGUUUUUUUCUGUUUGUUUUUACUUUUUGAAUUUCAGUUUCUUUUUGUUUUUUUGUUCGUGUAGGAAGAUUCCCGCCCUUUUUAUUUAUUACAAUGACCCAUGUAUACAUGCUUAUGAAAUUAAGAUUUGAUACACCGAUAUCAAUUUAUUUAUGUAACUAAAUCACUGUUUUAUAAUCUUGUUAAUGAGUCAAUUGAUUUUUUUUUUCCUUUUAUUUUUGUUUUAAUAAAAGUUAGUUUUUUGAAAUGUU